Molecule: messenger RNA, 4223 nt
Organism: Arachis ipaensis
Lineage: Eukaryota; Viridiplantae; Streptophyta; Magnoliopsida; Fabales; Fabaceae
Source: RefSeq, a predicted model, not a curated record
UCCUUUUCUUAUUUUUCACAUCCCGCCAAAUUGAAUUCUCAUUCCCGCAAAACCUUUCUCAUUCAGUUUAUCACUUUUUGCAGCCCUACUUCCCUUUCUUCUUCUCCACACACCAUCCUUAUCCCAAACCUCACCUUCGUUAACUGCAGCAACCUUUAGCUUCAAUGUCCCCAACUCCAGUCUCGCCGUCUCCUCCUUACUGGUACGUCGCGUCCUCUAAUCUCUUCAUUGUUGGUUCGUUGCGUUCUCAUCUUCUCCUCCUCGUCGGUCUUCAUCUCUUAUCAACAAGUCUUAGUUUCAGAUGGAGAUGUCUCAGGUAAUAACAUUUAUUUUGGAUUCUUAGUUUAUGGCUUUCAGUUCCUGGUUUAUUCUGAUUUUGUACUAUUUUUGGGUUUAUUCUUAUUUGAAUUUUGGGGUUUAUUCUGAGUUUAAUUUGUAUAAGCCAAACCCUAGCCCGUGGAACUUUUGGUACUGUCCACCGUAGUGUCUAUGAUGGCCAAGAUGUUGCUGGUAACCCCUGUUCUUCUCUUUCUCUGUUUACUACUUUUUAUUAAUUUUAUUACUGUUGUUGUUACUAUUGAUUACUUUAAUUCAAUUGGAUCACUGAUAAGCAUAGCCAAUUUCUUUGUUAGUCUUAGUUUUUGGAGCAAAAUUCGGUUGGAUCAAGUACUUGAUCAAAAGUUAUGGCUGUUAGUUACAUUGCAUUUCUUUUAUAGUGAUUGGUGAUGGGUAGCUUUGAAUCUCUUUGCAUGUUGGGGCUCAUAUAUGAAAAUUCAUGUGAUCCUGAUUUGUUGUUUUUGUGUGGUGACUAAGAAAUAAAAUAUAUUUUCAAUGUUAUAUUGAGGUUGGUUGUGCUUUUGAUGGAAUUAUUGGUUUACUUUUUUCUUUCUUUCUUUCUUUCCUUUUUUUAUUUUCGCAUUUCCACUGUUAAUCAAUCCUGUGAUUAUUACUCAAUGAUCAAUUAAAAUACUGGACUAUGGUGAAGAAGGGCAACGGAGCUGCCCUGAGAUCGGUGUUUACACAAGAAGUUGCUAUUUGGCAUAAACUUGAUCAUCCAAAUGUGACAAAGGUCAUUUUCAUUUUUAUUCAGUUAAUUUUGUUGUUGUUGGUUGAGCUCGUUAGUUGUUAUAAUAGCAUAUCAUCGGCUGCUGUUUCGUGGAGGGUUAGUCAAUUGACGCCUCUAAUGCCUAUGUAUAAUUGCUUUUAGUUUUACUUGUGACACCAAGUUCUUAAAGUUUUCAGAUCAUAUAGCAGUUUCAAGGACUUUGUUUACUACAUCAAGUCCGGUUAAUUAGAGAGUUCAAACCUUUAAGUGUUUAACUGAUCGGAUAGUCUAUUGAUAUAGGAGACACUAACUUCAUAGCAAUUUAUUGAAAUUAGAGUCAAUAAGAACUUCCAUUUGAUUGGGCAUGCUUAAAAAUCACCGUACUUGAAAUUUAUGAAAUUUAUAUAUUUAAGUCCUGACUUUUUUUAAAUGUGGACAUAUCGAUCCCCCAUAUUCACUUGGGUCUGUCAGACUCAACAAAAAAAAUUAAAUGUGACUCCCAUUGUAUUAACUUAGUUGAUACGGAUGCACACAUGUGAGAGUUUUUAAAAUUGGACAAAUUAGACUCAGGAAUUGAUAUGUCCAGAUUUUAAAGAGGUUAGGGACUUAAAUGUAUUUUUAAAUUAUAAGAGACUUAGAUGUCUCAGAGAUCGAUUUUAACUAUUUAUUUUUAAUUGAUUAUUUUGAGGUUGGGAAUAUGAUUAAUUAUUAUGACACGUGAAUAGGGCUGAAAUCAUAAAAGCACAAAAUGGUGGAGAGCAAAUUAAAGUGGAAACAGAACAGAUCAGAACCAAGAAUAUUUUUACCAGGCCUCUCCUUUUUCUUAUUUUUAUGCUCAUUUACGUAGAAACAAAGUUGCCGCAUAAGUCAUAACAUUCCCCCCGUCGUCAGUCAAUUUUUUUAUUAUUUAUCUUUUAACUAAAUCAUUAAUUAUUUGUACAUAUGCAUGUAUUGUAUAUAUUUCAUAAAAUUGAACUGAGAUGUUAGUUGAAUAUGCCAGCUAUCCCAGUAUGGCUUAAAUUAAAUUAAACCAGCUAGGUAGCCAUAGCUUUAAGAUUUAAAAGAAAAUUUACUGCUUUUAUAUAACUAUGGAUUUAUUAUUCUAUUGAUCUAAAUUUUACAUAAAUCAGGAUUUGAAAGCUGUUUCCUUAGGUUUAUUACGUGUCAUUAGAAAUGUUGAUUGCUAGAAAGAACAACUUAAGUUGCAAGCAUUACUCCUUAAGCUUGCUUUUAUUAUUAUGAUGAGGAGUAACACUAGUUAAGCUCGGUUUACUUGGCACGCAAGGAACCAGAGUGUUUGCAUGAAAUUUUGUUGUUGAAAGAGAUGGAUCGAUAUCUCUGCUGAGGACAAACACCAUUCUCUGGGUUAGAGUUGUGCAAUUCACAGCCACAGUUUUUAUGGUAUGGCCUGCGCUCAACAUUCCUGUCCUUCGUUGAUAUGCUUCCUUCCAUAACCCCCCGAACCAUCAUCAUUUCAGACGCUCCACUCGCCAUUCCUCUCAAACUUGUAUUACUUGGAACAAUGUCACUGACUAGUAAACCCCCUCCUAAAAUCAGAAUUGAAGGAGAGCAUUGCCCUGGUGCGGUGGUGGAAUGGUACCAACGUUCUGCAUCAAAGGAUCAAAGACACGAUUUUGACCUGAGCUUGAAGGCGAAGAAACACCUCGUUUCGUUGGGUUGGACCUUUUCUUAUUGCGACAAGAAAACUCGCUGGGAACUUCGUUACAAAUCCCCUUCUGGAUCACAGCAAUCUCAAUCCAAGGUAACCGGUGGUAGGCCUCGGAGACGCAAGAAACCGAGUGACGAUGAAGAUUGGACUCUUCCGGAGACGCAAGUAUCCAAUUUAGUAAGUCCUCGUUCUGGUGAAAGUCCUGCUGCCGCAAGAAAAGUAAGGAGACGGAGUUCUUCUGAUAAUCGGAAUCCAAGAACGAUUCUUUCUUGGCUGAUGGACAACAAUGUGGUGGCGCAGGAGGCGUGGGUUUUCUGCCGUGGAGAAUUGGUGAAGAGAGGGAAGCUGUUUCGUUCUGGUAUUUUCUGCCAUUGUUGUGAUUCUUUAUGGACACUCUCUCAAUUCCAGGCUCAUGCCGGUUGCAAAGGUCAACCUCCCUCUGCUAGUAUCUUCUUGGAACAAGAUAAAAGGUCUUUGCUGGAUUGCCAGAAACAAGCAUUGAUGAUGAUCAAGGCUAACAACAAUGGGGAUAAUGAUCAUCAUCAUGAAAAUGAUUCCAUUUGUUCAAUUUGUCUCCAGGGGGGUUUCAUUCUUCUCUGUGAUCACUGUCCGGCGUCAUUCCACGCCGAAUGUAUUGGCCUUGAUCAUGUUCCCCCUGGUGAUUGGUUCUGCCCUUCAUGCUCUUGCAGACUUUGCAACCGUCCCAAAUGCAGAGAGGAAAGUCAUUUGGCUAACAAUUUUAUAGCUUGUUAUCAGUGUCAACGCAGAUUCCACAUUGGAUGUUUAGCUUCUAGAGGCUUUGCUUUUCUGAACAUGGAAACCGAUUGGUUUUGCAAUGAAGAUUGUCACAAGAUAUUUUUGACACUGAAUAACAUGUUGGGAAAACCAAUUCCUGUGGGUGAUGGUAAUCUAACUUGGACAUUGUUGACGAGCCUCAAGAAAAGCACUAAUGACAAUGAUGACGAUGGAACCAUUACUGAAAUGGAGAGCAAGCUAAAUGUCGCACUUGGAAUAAUUCAUGAGUGUUUUGUGCCCAUCAUAGAUCCUGUAUUUGGAAGAGACAUUGCUGCAGAUAUUAUGUUCAGCAGAUAUUCACGGCUGCCACGUAUGAACUUUACAGGGUUCUACACUGUGAUUCUAGAGAGGAAUGAUGAGGUGUUCUCUGUUGCAAACACAAGGAUUUAUGGCCAAAAGCUUGCAGAAGUGCCGCUUGUCGCGACGAGGGACCAGUAUCGAAACCGGGGAAUGUGUCGAAUUCUGAUGGAUCAGCUUGAGAAGCUGUUGGUUAAGUUGGGUGUUGAGAGGUUGCUAUUGCCUGCCGCUCCUUAUUUAGUAGAAACUUGGACAAACUCAUUUGGAUUUGCAAAAAUGACACACUCAGAUCAGUAUUACUGUGUAGGUUAUCCUCUUGCAAAUUUUCCAGACACAACAUUGUGCCACAAAUCAUUGAAGCAACCUUUGAUGCUGUAUUGAGGUCUAAAACGAUUGCAUGGAGUUGGAAGUAGUGAC